Molecule: messenger RNA, 1482 nt
Organism: Moesziomyces aphidis
Lineage: Eukaryota; Fungi; Basidiomycota; Ustilaginomycetes; Ustilaginales; Ustilaginaceae
Source: the annotation of a GenBank genome assembly
AUGCUCGGUCUAGCCUCCCUCUCCGACAGCCAUGUAGUUCAGCUGUACGAGUGGGCCGAAAGCAGCCCUGCGGCAGUGCUCACUUGCACCUGUCGACAGGUCAUACGCUUGCCCACCAUCCCGCGCUUCUCACACGCGCUUGGAGGUCAGAACCUCUUCCUCCAUCAUCAGACACCAUGCUUGUUCGUCCAUGUCUGCGGUAUGAUCGUCGGCGUGCAGCCCAAAGACGACCACAUCGCUUACGAGAUCGACGACGGCACCGCGGUUCUGCGCAUCUUGGUGAAUCGCAAAUCAAUCCAGAUCGACAAGACGUUGCACUUUCUCACAGCUCCUGAACCUCCAUCUGGCAUUCCUGAGUGUUACCGCAUGCCACCGCAACCAAAAACAAGUCGCCCCGGCUAUGGUGAUGCCUCCAGCUCCACAUCCACGCUUUCGCCGCCACAGCCUCGAUUCAACGUGGCAGACGUGGUCAUGUGCGUGGGCAAGGUACAGAUCGCCCGCGAUGGCGGUCGCUUCAUCGUCGCAAAAUCACUCGCUUCCUCCCGGGACCUCAACGACGAGAGCCGACACCAAAUCAAAGCGGUCGAGCUCGAUAACAACCUCUACCGCCAACCUUUCGACUGGAACAGAAUCCAAGCUGAUGUCAAAGCUUCCCUCGCUACCCAGCCGACAACAACCAGCCUAUCGAGACCGUCUGCUAGGUCGCUCCUCACCGACGCCUCUUUGGAACAUGGCGUGGACGUGCUGCCCUCGCUCGCACCACAUCGCGACAAACACGAAAGCAUCCCAGACACUCGUCUUACUCGAGACGAGGCACGAAAACUAUUGGCGAGCGACACACCCUCGUCGCCCAUCGCAUCCACGUCAGCCGCUCUCCCCGUCCUACCGCGCUCCUCCGGGACCAGUCGUCGCAAGUUGCGCAGCCAGGCAAAGAUUCCAGAUCACAGCUUGACCGAGUCCUACUUCCAGCUGCAGCUUCAACACCACAUCGUUCAGCACUAUCCGCACCGCCCAUUCGCCCUUUCCGACCUGGGCGCUAGUGCAGAUCUGGCGUCCUUGGCGCAUCGUCUUGUCGACGCCCGCAUGCAGCUGCGCAGCACCACCCGCCGCACCCACGCAACCCACUCGGCAGCACAGGCCAGCAGCGAACAGACAUCAGACAAGAUCCGCCGUCUCUUCGAAUGGGCCCUGCGCAAGAUGAUGCACGAUGGCUUUAUCGUCCUCUCCGCCUCGACCGUGCCAAGAUCGUCGACCAGCGGCGCGGCCAACAGCGAUUCCUACCGCCUCGUCACUCCAGACUACCUGCUCGGCUUCCUGCGCGACAUCAUCGGCGCCGUCGACAGUCAACCACCGCCUGAUCAUCAUCAUGUCCUGGCCAGACUGCGCUCCCUCGACGAACGAUUCCGCUUUCUCAAUCCACCCGUCGUCCAGGACAGCAUCGCCGUCUACCUCGAUCGCUACGCCCCAAUCGUGCUCGAUUAG